Ceratotherium simum simum (southern white rhinoceros) is the source of this 2897-nucleotide messenger RNA. NCBI's taxonomy places the organism in Eukaryota, Metazoa, Chordata, Mammalia, Perissodactyla, Rhinocerotidae. The record is from RefSeq and is a predicted model, not a curated record.
ACGACGUCAGCAUAAAUAGGAAGCGUGAGAGGCUCUCUGCCGCCUGGAGACUCCAGCAGAAGGCUGGGCUGUCUCACCACGGAGAGGCCUAAGGAGCAGAGUCCUGGAAGGAGGAACCACAAGAGCCGAUAACAUGGGUCUGGCCUGGCUCCCAGCCAGGGAGGGACACAAGAUUCCAGGGCAGUGAGGACCCCGGACCCUACCCAGACCUGGACCCACCUGUGCCGGCGCCCUGCUCAUCCAGAGUUGACCCCAAAGAUGACGCUGACCCAGAGGCUGCUCCCCAUCGCUCUGCUGGUUCUGUGCUGGGGGCUCAGUGUGGCAGGGGCCCAAGGGACCAUCCCGCUGCAGACCCUGAGCUGCCAUAACGACUACACCAGCCGCAUCGUCUGCAGCUGGGCGGACACCCGGGACGCCCAGCGGCUCAUCAACGUGACUCUCCACCGCAGGCUGAACGAGGACCCCCUGCAAAAAGUGGCCUGCCAUCUCAGUGAUGACAUGCCUUGGACAGACCGCAUUUGUCCCGGCUGUGUGCCCAGAAGAUGCGUCAUUCCCUACAAGCUUUUCGUCCUUGCUGACAGAGACUACUUCUCAUUCCAACCAGACAGGCCUCUGCGCGCCGAGCUCACCGUCACUCUGACCCAGCACGUGCAGCCCCCCGCCCCCGAGGACCUCCAGGUCACUGCUGCUGGGGACCAUUUCCUGCUGACCUGGAGAGUGGCCCUUGUGGCGUCCCAGAGCCACUGGCUGUCCAACCUGGAGUUCGAGGUGGUCUACAGGCAACUUCAGGACUCCUGGGAGGACGCCCCCACCCUCCUCUCCAACUCCUCCCAGGCUGUCCUGGGGCCAGAGCACCUCCUGCCCAGCAGCACCUAUGUGGCCCGAGUGCGCACCCGGCUGGCUCCAGGCUCGGGGCUCUCGGGACGGCCCAGCCAGUGGAGCCCGGAGGUUCGCUGGGACUCCCAGCCAGGGGAUGAGGCUCAGCCCCGGAACCUCCAGUGCUCCUUCGACGGGGCCACUGUGCUCAGCUGCUCCUGGGAGGUGAGGUCCGAGGUGACCAGCUCAGUCUCCUUCACCCUCUUCUACAAGUCCAGCCCCAGUGCAGGUGCCCACGUCCUGAGCCCCCAGCCUUCCCUCCCCCAGAUGCUAAGGCUCCUUUUCCUUCCUUCCUGCCCGGAAGUGCUGCCCAUGUGGGUCCUGGCGCUCAUCCUGGUCUUCGCCACCCUAAUCUUGCUCCUAGCCCUGCGCUGCUGUGGCAUCUACGGGUACAGGCUGAACCGGAAGUGGGAGGAGAAAAUCCCCAACCCCAGCAAGAGCCACCUGUUCCAGAACGGGAGCGCCGGGCUGCGGCUCCCAGACAGCGUUUGGGCCCUCACCAGCAGGAGCCCCCCAUACCAGGGGCCGUGGGGCAGCCACUUCCCUGAGCUGGAGGGGGUGUUCCCUGUAGACUGCGGGCACAGCGAGGUGUCACCUCUCACCACAAAGGACCCUAAAGAUGCCCGGGACUCACCAUCUGAACCUGACACGACUCCGGCCUCCUCGGACCUGCCCACCGAGCGGCCCCCCAACCCCCAGCCGGGCCUCUCGGCCCCCUCAGGCUGGCCUGAGAGCCUGGUCUCUGGCUUCGACUUCAAUGGCCCCUACCUGGGGCCGCCCCACAGCCGCUCCCUGCCUGACGUGGUGGGCCCGCUGGCGCCCCCGCAGAUGGGCAUGAGCCAGAAACCACCACCUCCGGGGUCCCUGGAGUACCUGUGUCUGCCCCCGGGGGGACAGGUGCAGCUGGUCCCGCUGUCCCAGGCGAUGGCACAGGGCCAGGCCAGGGAUUUGGAGAAGAAGCCCAGCCCAGGGGCUGAGGAGAGCCCCUCCCUGGAGACAGGGGAAGGCCCUGCCCCUCCUGCACCAGGGCUGGUGGUGGGCGCUCAGGACUCAAAGGGCAGCCCCACAGCUCUGCCUGCAGGCUCUGGGGGCCCUGAGGACAGCGGCGUGGCCUCUGGUUAUGUCACCACUGCAGAGCUGGCCCUCGUCCCGCCCACAGGGGCCGCCUCUGUCUCCCAGGCUCCGCCUCUGGUGCUCCCCUCAGACCAGGACCACAGCCUCUGUCCUGGACUGGCCGGUGGGCCCCCUGGGGCCCCGGCCCCCAUGAAGCUAGAGUUUGAGGGCUAUGUGGAGCUCCCUCCCACCACAGGUCAUUCCCCCAAGUCCCCACUGGUCAGUCCUGCUCCUCCUGCAGCCUGCAGCCCCAUCCUGAGCCCAGGGGAGCCUCGGGCAGAUGCGGCCCCGGCCUCCCCCCACCCCGAGGGGCUCCUGGUCCUGCAGCAGGUCGGUGACUAUUGCUUCCUCCCUGGCGUGGGGUCUGGCCCUGUCUCACCCCAGAGUAAGCCCUCUUCCCCAGGACCCUGUCCUGAGAUUGGGGACCUCAACCAGGCGCUCCUGCCCAAGAAGCCCCCGUCCCAGAAGCCCCGGUCCCAGGCCAUUCCCCAGGUGCCAGCUAUUCAGCUCUUCAAAGCCCUGAAGCAGCAGGACUACCUGUCGCUGCCCACUUGGGAUGUCACCAGGCCUGGGGAGGUGUGCUGAGACCCUUAGACCCCGGGGGGUGCGAGUGGAAGGAGAGGGUCUGCUUUCCCUCCGCUCUGCCCUUCUCUCCCCCCAGCCCCUGGUCCCUUCCACAGUCAUCUCUGCAAAGCCAAGGAGAGGCUUCCAUGUUGGAGCAGAUGGAGACUGGGAAAAAGAGUCCACCACCGCCUUCUCUCUCGACCCUCAGCAAAUCACUUCUCUCCUCUCUCUCUCUCUGUCUCACAGACACACACACACACACACACACACACACACACACUUUUCUUUUGAGUUACCUUAAUUUUAGGUUCUGAAUUAAUAGAACAUUCCAUACAUACUCAUUC